This is a messenger RNA of Protomyces lactucae-debilis, 1740 nucleotides long. RefSeq lists its product as uncharacterized. The record is from RefSeq and is a predicted model, not a curated record. Gene Ontology annotation, cellular component: nucleus. Gene Ontology annotation, molecular function: transcription cis-regulatory region binding; DNA-binding transcription factor activity. Bases 1 to 1740 code for a protein of 579 amino acids. Gene Ontology annotation, biological process: regulation of DNA-templated transcription. The transcript has a single exon. NCBI's taxonomy places the organism in Eukaryota, Fungi, Ascomycota, Taphrinomycetes, Taphrinales, Protomycetaceae.
AUGUCUGAAGCUGAGAGUUCAGUUUCAGCUGCUGAAAAGGUCCUGAAAAGAGAGAGGAAGCAUCAGCGCAAGCUCGAGAAGGCAGCCAAGAGGGAGAGGAAGGAAAACCGGCGACUCGCAAAGGAGCAGAAGCGCUCCAAGCAAGAAGAAGUCAAGCUUGAGACGCAGACAGAGACUACUCAGAGGUCCGACGCGCCUCCUACGCCCAUCGUAGGCCAAAAACGAAGGCAUAAUGAGACUGUGGAUGCGGAAGAGGCACACUCAGCGGCGUCCUUGACCGAUACGGUCAAAACUUGUCAAGCAACGAAUACCAGCACUGACACCGAUGAGCGCCGAAGGAAGCUUCAGCUCUGCGUCAAGAAGUACUGCCGGAAAAUCGCGCUUGCCCAAGAUGACUUAGCCGUGGCGCUUCACGAAACCCCUUGGGAGUUUCUACCUUUUGCCAAGUUUGUGCAACCAUACUUCAGGUCUACACCAACAUCAAGACUUGAGUUCCUCUGUAAAGAGCUCCUUCCCAAGCCCAUUGUUCCUGCCAAGAAGCGCAACAAGUCAAGCAAGGCGAGCAAAUCUGCCUCCACAGCGGCAGAUUCAAGCAAUGAGUUUGCCCAGCCGAAGAAGAAUCCAACAAACUCAGCCAGAGAGACUGCAAGGGCGAAUGCUGCUGCCAAAUCACGGGCUAUCGGUCGCAGUCGCAGAAGUCACGACACGCCCAUCGAUCGCAUCUAUCGCACAUUUACCAUCUCUGAGCAUGCAAUGGCCAUGGAAGAACGCUGGAGAGAGCACGCUUUGACAGAGCCCGUCUACAGAACCGGAAAACUCACGGCGGAUGAGGCCAAAAUCAUCUCUGAUGCUGUCUUUGCGUACUGCAUCGAGCGUGAAAUCAAUGAAGCUGAGUUUUCUGAGCUCCUCUGGAAUCAGUCUGGUAUGAGCAAGGCUGAGAAGGUGCAGCUCAACUCUGAGUUCGUCCAUCUUCUCGUCGACAGAAAGCCAAAGAAUGUCUACAUGUACCUCAGACGCCGCUAUAGCAUUUUCGAGGACCGUACAAAGUUCACGCCCGAGGAAGACAGAACGCUAUUACAGCUCCAGGAAGAGCUUGGUAACGACUGGAGGGAAAUUGGCUUGCGCAUGAAGCGCAACAACCAAGAUGUUCGCGAUCGCUACAGAAUGGCUCUAGGCCCUCCAGAGGAGAAGCAAAGCAACAAAAAGCCUUGGGAGGCCGCAGAAGACGCAAAACUCCGCGAAGCCGUCGGCAGCAAAGAGCGCCCAGAUUGGGCAAAAAUUGCUACAACCAUGGCUCCAAGGUCCCGCAAUCAAUGUGAGGCUCGAUAUGCUCGUUUGGCGCUCGCUGGAAUUCCUCGUCGCGUGCGCGAAAAUCAGGAUGCCCAAGCAGACGCAAGGGAAGAUUCCGCUGCCUUUUUCGCGGGCAUUGCACAAUAUGCCUAUGCCAAAAAAUUCAAGGUCCCCCUUGCCGAUGUAUGCAUAAUGCUCAACGCUAUCCAAGAGAGUCAGCCAAUGCCGUCAUCCCUCUCCGAGGCGAUUCAGCUGCCGGCACUCAACGCCUUUACUCAGGUCUUCCAAAUUAGCGAAAUCAUCCAGCGACUUCAAAGCGUCUUACCCGUAGGUGAGAUGCCGUUCGAACGCAAGGUCCAGAUUGCACUCGCAUGGCUCGGUUCAUUGCCCGAAGAGGAAUUGCGGCAAAGCGAGGCGAACUUUGUGGAUAGCGACGUGGAAGACUUGUAG